Molecule: messenger RNA, 2873 nt
Organism: Thlaspi arvense
Lineage: Eukaryota; Viridiplantae; Streptophyta; Magnoliopsida; Brassicales; Brassicaceae
Source: the annotation of a GenBank genome assembly
UUUACCCAAUUUAAAAUCUUAAUUCGUAACUCUGCUUUCACCGUCUCUUUUUUGUACAAGCGAAAGCAUAUUUGCGAGAAAGAUCCUUAAAGUUGUUUUGGUUAUCGGAAAAAAAAAACGAAAUCUAAUGCCGGAAAGUUAAUUCCGGCGAAACCUCUCUCAGAUUGAAAAAUCAAUAAUUUUUCUCGGAAGCACGAAUCUCUCUCCUCAAAUCUUCGGGAUCCAUUAAUGUUUUCGAAGAUCUGUAUAGCAAACCCGAGAUCAGAAGCUUCCGCGAGUUGAUAUAUGCUGUGUUUGCAGAUCUGGGUUUGGUUGUAUUUCUGAGUAAACAAAAUUUCUACCCAACCAUGUGUGAUCAAAGACCCUUUUUUCUAGGGUCUCUCGUGCUGGGUUUCUUCCUCUUCUUCGUAAACGGGCAAGGAGGAUGCUCAAACUCAAGCUCAUUGAUCGGGUUCGAGUCCGAGUUCAAGAUGUUUCAGCACCAGCUUCGAGGGGUUUUCACCGUCGUCGACGAUUGCUCCUUCAGGGUUUCUCGUUUCGAUAUGCUCUCUGGCUCUGAUGUUCAUUGGUGGGGUGCGAUGGCUUCUGAUUUCGAGAACAUGACCAACAAUGGCUUCGUGAUCUCUGAUCACAAGCUUAAUCAAACAUUCAAUAACCAAUCUUUCGUCGUCCAUUUGCUGGGUAAUGUUACAUGGGAUCAAUUAGGCGUGGUUUCGGUUUGGGAUUUGUCUACUGCUUCUGACUUUGGGCAUGCUACGACUGGUUUGCUCAACUACAUGGCGUUUGGUUGGGCUAACCCGAACUCUACGUCGAACCUGAUGUUGAAUGCUGAUGUUGUGGUCACCGGUAUCAGAGAGGACGGCUUCCCUUUCGCUGAUGAUUUCUACAUCACAAAGUCGAGUGUUUGCUCUGUCAAGGAAGGUUCUGCUUCUGGGGUUUGUCCUGACACUGUGUAUGAAGGAUCAGAUGCGCUUGGCUCUUCGGUUAAUAACACAAAGCUGGUUUACGGGCAUAGGAUAGAUGGAGUUUCGUUUGUUAGGUAUAGGAGACCGUUGAAUGAUAGUGAUAACAAGUUCGAUUUCCCUGUGAAUCCAACGAAGAGCCUGACGGUAAUUUGGGCACUCGGGGUGAUAAAACCGCCGGAUGUUAUUAACCCUUACUAUCUCCCCGAGAAUCACGGCGGUGUGGAAUCGGAGAACUUCGGGCAUUUCUCGCUUAACCUCUCGGAUCACGUGGAUGAAUGUUUGGGACCGUUGGAUGCAGACAAUAAGUACGAUCAAGGUGUGAUCAUCGCCGAUGCCAACGCACCUCUUGUCGUCACCGCUGGACCGUCCGUGCAUUACCCGAACCCUCCGAAUCCUUCGAAGGUUCUGUAUAUCAACAAGAAAGAAGCGCCGGUGCUGAGAGUUGAGAGAGGUGUUCCUGUGAAGUUCUCUAUAGGAGCAGGACACGACGUUUCUUUCUACAUAACUUCGGAUUUUCUUGGUGGGAAUGCUUCUCUAAGGAACAGAUCAGAGACGAUCUACGCCGGUGGGCAAGAAACUCACGGAGUACCGGCGAGUCCUUUGGAGCUGGUUUGGUCUCCUAAUAGAAACACACCUGACCAACUCUAUUAUCACUCGAUUUUUCAAGAGAAGAUGGGUUGGAAAGUUCAGGUCGUUGACGGUGGGCUCUCGGAUAUGUACAACAACAGUGUGAAUCUAGAUGAUCAGCAAGUUAAGUUCUUUUGGACCAUAGUAGGUGACUCGAUAUCGAUCGCAGCUCGUGGAGAGAAGAAAAGCGGGUACCUUGCGAUUGGUUUCGGCAGCGAGAUGACAAACAGUUUUGCUUAUGUUGGUUGGUUCGAUAGAAACGGAACAGGGCAUGUAAAUACUUACUGGAUCGAUGGAGAAUCCGCUUCCUCCGUGCAUCCCACGACCGAGAACAUGACAUUCGUGAGAUGCAAAUCCGAGGAAGGGAUCAUCACGCUGGAGUUUACCCGCCCCUUGAAACCGUCGUGCAGCCAUCGAGACAGAGAUAGACCCGAGUGUAAGAACAUGAUCGAUCCCACAACUCCUCUUAAAGUGAUUUGGGCGAUGGGUGCUAAAUGGACAGAUGGUCAGUUAACUGAGAGGAACAUGCACUCGGUUACGAGUCAGAGACCUGUUCGGGUUAUGUUAACGCGUGGAUCCGCGGAAGCGGAGCAAGAUCUCAGACCGGUGUUGGGUGUUCACGGGUUCAUGAUGUUCCUCGCUUGGGGAAUCUUGCUCCCCGGAGGGAUAUUAUCAGCGAGAUACCUGAAACACAUCAAAGGAGAUGGAUGGUUCAAGAUUCAUAUGUAUCUUCAGUGUUCAGGACUAGCCAUUGUCUUCCUCGGCCUCCUCUUCGCUGUAGCUGAGCUUAACGGUUUCAGCUUCAGUUCAUCGCACGUCAAGUUCGGUUUCACAGCCAUAGUUUUGGCUUGUGCUCAGCCUGUAAACGCUUGGCUAAGACCUGCGAAACCAGCUCAAGGAGAAUUCAUCACUACGAGGCGAUUGAUCUGGGAGUAUUCUCAUUCGAUCGUCGGACAGUCGGCUGUUGUUAUCGGAGUUGUCGCGCUUUUCACGGGGAUGAAACAUUUGGGUGAACGGAAUGGAGCGGAGAAUGUCGACGGGCUUAACUUGGCCCUCGGGUUGUGGGUCUUCCUCGGAGUGGUCACCGUUGCGUAUUUGGAGUACAGGGAACGAGGAAGAAGAAGAGCGAGGAAUCUGAGCAGAGGAAACUGGGUUUUAGGGAAUGUUGAAGAAGAUGAUUCGAUUGAUCUAAUAGACUCGAGAGGAGGUUUCAGAGAUAAAGAUGAUGAAGAAGGUAGAAAUGGAGGAGGGAGGAUGGAGAUUCAGUUAGAGCCGUUGAAA